UAUAAACGUGUGUAUUUAAUAACAACAUAUGUAUGCACAUAGGACGCACAUAUAGCCACAGCUGCAUUUACACUUGCAGAUACGCCUUAGUCUAGUUACACUAACGUUACUAACGUUACUAACGUUAUAAAACACGCAGACGGGACCAGCAAGAAGAUUAAUACAAACACUAUGUUUAGCAUGAGCUCGUUGUGGACCUUUCUGUUAUUGACAGUGGUCAGUGUCAUUGCUGUGCGACUCGAUGGGACGUCAAUAUCGGGACAGAUGGAGAAAACAGCAAGCGUCGCCAGCAUAAGGGUUAGAUACGGUGUGAUAGUGGACUGUGGCUCAACGGGCACUCGAUUCAAAGUCUACCGAUGGAAUUUACCUCACGAUGAUGCACUGCCCCUCAUAUCGCAGGUCAAGGACUUAGCUGGACAACCAGCAUCGUUCCGCAGUCAACCAGGGCUUGCAGAUGCAGCAACGCAAGCUGGUUUCCGCAAGUACAUUACGGACGGGUUAGUAUUUGCGGCUGAUUUGAUACCUGAGAGACAUCACAAGCACACGCAUGUGUAUAUGUAUGCUACUGCUGGCAUGCGGAUCCUGCCUGUGAAAGAGUCGCUGGGUGUAUGGAAACGGGUACACGAAAUUCUGGAAAGCAAGGAUAACAAGUUCCUAUUCACCUCCCGGAAAUGGGCCAGAACGAUUACGGGCGAGGAGGAGGCCCUUUUUGACUGGAUAUCGACAGCCUAUAUCCACGAUUAUUUGGCGGUUGGUGCUAAAGGGACUCCUAUCACGGGUGCGUUGGACAUGGGGGGUGCGUCAUUUCAGAUUGCUUAUCAGACACUACCUGCGCCGUUGCCAAACUUUACGGAGUUAAAGAUGGCGCUGAACGAAUACAACUUGUACACCAACUCAUACUUGGGCUGGGGUAAAAAUGAGGCCAAGAAGCAACAUUUUUACAGAAUUGCCGCCAAAAAGGGCCCCGGUGUGACACACUUCUCAGAUCCCUGCUUCUGGCACAAUUCACACCAGGAGGUACAGAUACAAAACAGCACAUAUCACGUAUAUGGCACGGGCAAAUACAACGAAUGCAAGCUAUACUUGAGUGAGCUGAUGGAGAAGAACUCUUAUUGCGCUGUAAAGCCUUGUGCAAUCCGAGGGGUUUAUCAGCCGAAGGUCCCAGCUGAUAUAGACCUUUACGCCAUGGACAAUUUCUACCGUGCGGCGGAGACCAUGGGUUGUGAUGGACUGAACCCCAUUUCCUGUCUAGAUGAGAAGGCUGCUCCUAUUUGCAAUUCCCUAUCAUGGGAGGAAGCUAAGAAGUGGCAAGCCAGCAACGGCACCCAUCCUGUUGAUGAGGCUACUGCCAGAGAGGCUUGCUUUUCAGCCGCAUAUGUAUCUACGCUUUUAGUUGAGGGCCUUAACUUGUCCCCGGAUAGAAAGAUUCACUUCUUGAGCAAGCUCGCCAGCACGGACAUGGAUUGGACGAUGGGUGCUAUGGUGUACAACUCCGUGGAGGCAUCCCACACAUAACCACAGACAAUAAGCAAUUCACAGUCUGCUGUUCACAGUACUCUACGGCACCCCUACCGUUCCUCCUGGCGCUUGCGUUUACACUUUGUCUCGCACCGCUAUAGAGCAAGCUCGCCAGUACGGACAUGGAUAGGACGAUGGGCGCUAUGGUGUACAACUUCGUGAAGGCAUCGCACACAUAACCACAGACAAUAAGCAUAUCAUAGUCGAGUACUCUACGGCACCCCUACCGUUCCACCUGGCGCAUGCGUUUGCACUUGUUCUCACACGGCUAUACAUGAACAAAGGUCGAGACACUAGCAAAAUAUGAAGAAUGUACCACUAUAUAAUAAUGCGCUAAUUUCGAAGCGAUAUACCUAUGACUACGUACAACCUCUUGUCUGUUUGUAGUCCAGAUACUGCAAGGUCACAGAGUAUGUCGCCCGCAUGGCCCUAAUGGUCUCGCAUGUGGGCAUUUAAUACACCACUUCAGCCGCUUUCAUUAACUAAUAAGUAUUCCAAUUAUACGCCUACGCGUAUCGUUCUAACAGUUCUUAAACAGAAUAAAAACAGGUUUAUAGCCUAUCGAAACCGUCGCUGAAACGGGC
Molecule: messenger RNA, 2102 nt
Organism: Sphaeroforma arctica JP610
Lineage: Eukaryota; Ichthyosporea; Ichthyophonida
Exons: 10
Coding region: 172-1515 (447 amino acids)
Biological process (GO): nucleoside diphosphate catabolic process
Cellular component (GO): membrane
Molecular function (GO): nucleoside diphosphate phosphatase activity
Source: RefSeq, a predicted model, not a curated record